AUGGACCAAGCUGACAUACCUGCGCUUCUGGCGCGGUUGUCAAGCGACGAGGAUGCCGCGCGCAAAAUGGCCGUCUUCAAGCUCCAAACCUCCAUCAACGACCCUUCCUUUGCCGACGUAUUCAUAUCCUCCGGCGGCCUUGUCGUUUUGCGCGGUCUCAUCAUGGGUUCCGGCGGCAACACAUUGGCCUAUUCGCUGCAGAGUCUGACGCGCCUUCUCGAAGUCGACAUGGGUUGGGAUAUCUUUGAGGGCCCGUCUGCAAGUGCCUUUGUGGAACGCAUCGUGGAGCUCAUCGUCAUCAAUCCCUUGGUUAAUAUCCUCCGCGGAGCCAUGUCGAUUCUCGUCGCUCUCGUAAGCCAUUCCCAGUCGAGCCAGCCAGCCAGCCCAAUUGCACCUACACCAGGUUCCUUCGGCUUCAGAGCCCUCAAGCCUGCUGUGGCCGUGUACCCUCAGUUCUUCGAGCUGGUCAUCCAGCAAUUACAUAGCGCCGAUCAUGCGCUGUGCGCCAACGCUCUCAUGCUGAUAAACGCGCUUAUCCGUGACUCAAUUUCUAAUAGUUCCGUCUACUCCAAUGGCAGCAGCACAGGCAGCGGCGGCGAAGAUUGGGCGAAACUGGUGAAGCGCCUGCAGGACCUGGGUCUAAUAAAGGCCGUUUAUCAGCUCAUGCUGAGCUCGUCGAUACAGGAUUUGGCGCAUCCGGUGCUGGAAUUCCAAUCGCUUACCAAAGUGCUGUUACGAAAGUGGCGAGAGGUGAGAGUCGACUUGGAACGACCAGAGCAUAGACGGGCGUUGAAAGGACUACAUUUAGCCAGUGCUCCGGAUCGACUUGUCAAUGGACAUCAUCAUCACCAUUCAAAGGACGACACUUCGGAAGGGAGCAGGAAGGACAGUCGGAAGCACAACCCUGAGAAAUGGAGGAGGCUUGGUUUUGAAACGGAGAGUCCUGCGCAUGAAUUUGAUACGACGGGGUACUUGGGUGUCAUGGACCUCACAGACUAUGUGAGGAAGCAUGAAGAUGGGUUUCAAAAGCUGCUGCUUGAACAAGCCACAAGGCCGGUUCAAGAAAGAUGCCCCAUCGCAAGGGCCAGUUUGGCAGUGACCAUGAUUUUGUACGAACACUUUGACGUCGAUAGGGUCGAGUUUGAGGAUUCCAAGGGAUAUCAGGGACUGGAGGUUAAGGACCACGACAGGUUAUUCCGACCUCUGCUGCUGCAGUGGUCUCGACUGCACACGGCAGGAUUACUGGGCUUCUUUCGCAUAUGGAAGGCCACUGGUGCUGAGUUAGAAGACUUUGAGAAGGUAGCCGAGCUCGUCCGCAUCCUCAUUGAGCAGGUCGUUGGUCGAGCGUCGCGGACAAAGGAUAUCCUGGAGGCAGAGGAAGACAUACUGGAGUACGAUAUCACCCAGCUCCGUGAGCUGCAGAUGGAGCUGUUGGAGCUGUCCUUUGAUGACACCUGGGGUCAACACUUGUACCAAGUACGCGAGACGUUGAAGCAAGAGGCUUUACAAUUCGUUAAGGAACAGAGGGUGCGGUGUCUGCUGCAAGGCUCGUGGUUCUGCAAGCCAGCGUCGCACAAGAAGGACCACCACGACCCCGAGGCCAUCACAAAGCACGUCGCCACUCCAUGGCGCUUCGCCAAGCUAUCACACAACCGCCGCUAUCUGCAUUACGCAGACUUUGAGGAACAAAUGGCCCAAGAUCCAGGCCUGGACGUGCUGACCAACAAGGUCGACUUGGGCACCGUCAGCUCCGUGGGCUCCAACGUGUCAGCAGCAGACGACAGCAGGAGCAACGGCAGUGGCUCCACGGUGCAGAACUUGGCCGGUGGCCAUUCCAAGACGACCACCAAGAUUACCAUUUACGCAGCUGAGAUCAACAAGCUGGGCGAGACGGAGGAAUAUCCAAUGCUGACAUUGUGGCCAACCAGCCACAGCCUGGCGUCUGAAUGGCUCGAUGGCCUGCUGAUGCUUCUUAACCAGGCGCCCAUUACGGCGGAAACGAGCAAGUUGAUCAACUUGGUGAGCGACUAUGGCCUGAAGAUCCGUCUGCUCAAUGUGCGGAUGGACUCGGCGUUUGAAGGACCGCCUCCGGGGGCGGGAGUGGUGCCCAGUCGAGCGGGACUAGAUGACGAUUAUUUCUUCGAGGUGUAG
This is a messenger RNA of Pochonia chlamydosporia 170, 2151 nucleotides long. Its product is annotated as ELMO/CED-12 family protein. The coding region runs from base 1 to 2151 and encodes 716 amino acids. The transcript has a single exon. Gene Ontology annotation, cellular component: plasma membrane. NCBI's taxonomy places the organism in Eukaryota, Fungi, Ascomycota, Sordariomycetes, Hypocreales, Clavicipitaceae. The record is from RefSeq and is a predicted model, not a curated record. Gene Ontology annotation, biological process: cell motility; actin filament organization.